GUCUCACGUCGUUCUCUUCGUACCGGCGGGACGGUCGUUUUAAUUUAAAUUCUCUACCGUCUUCGACAAAUAUAGUUCUCGAUCGUUCCGUCGAGUGUCUUUUUCCAUCACGAUUUCAUCGCGCGUUACAUCAUUCCUUGCGCUGUUUCUUAUCUUUGGAAUGCAAUUUCGCGUGUCCGUACGACUUCUGGUGUUCCGCUGAGAAUCGUCUGUCUCUGACAAAGUAUAAUUACACGGGAAUACGACGACACAGGUUCGGCAACUGGGCAUGCUACUGGCAAACGUGGAGAGGGCUUGUCUGUUACUAACGGCGAUCCACAUUUUACUCGAUAAGGGCGCCUACGCCGAGACAUUCACCCUCGGGUACAUCACCGGUUCGAAAAGACGUCCAGGCGACUUGGAGUAUCAGCGUCCUGGUUACCGGAUAUCCGGCGCCAUAUCGCUCGCCGUGGAGGAGGUGAACGCAGGUGAGCUCGGUCGACGCGGACACAAGCUCGACUUCCUGGUCGCGGAAACUUAUGGCGAAGAGGAGACCAGCAUCCUGAUGACCGCCGAUCUCUGGACGAAGAAUAUCAGCGUUUACAUAGGACCCCAGGAAACUUGCAUCCACGAGGGCAGAAUGGCGGCGGCGUUCAACCUUCCAAUGAUAUCUUACUUUUGUACUCAUCGCGAAUCGUCCGACAAAAAGGAAUUCCCCACGUUCGCGAGAACCAGACCACCCGAUACGCAAAUCUCCAAGUCCGUCGUUUCCGUGCUGAUGGCAUUUAACUGGACGAAAGUGACGUUCAUGUACAUGAACUCGACCCUGUUCGAAUUUAACAAGAUGUCAACGAUCGCGGAGACGAUUCUAUCGUCGUUCGACUCUGCAGGUGUGACGGUGAACUUUCUUCGUUGUUGGGAAGAACCAUAUCACGUCACGCAUAUGACUAAUCCGUUCCACAAACACGUCAGUGAAACAUAUCGGGAAACGCGAAUUUACGUGAUUCUAGGGAAUUACUAUGAACACAUGGGACUGCUGAUGGCUCUGGACGAAAGGAAGCUCUUGGAAAAAGGCGAGUACUGGGUGGUCGGUGUCGAUAUCGAGCAAUACGACGAGAAACGACCGGACAAAUACUUCCGUGGUUUAUGGCAGAAGAAGACCAACUCGUCGAUCCUGAAAGCGUAUCGCAGCUACUUCAGCGUGGUAGCUAGCGCUCCAAUUUACUCGAAGAAUUUUACACGAAUGGUGAAUCAGUACAGGCAAAAGCAUCCAUUUUAUUUCACCAAUCCACUGGCGAACAUGGGUGGAAUUAUUCAGAUCGUGCCAGAAACGGCGUAUCUGUACGACGCGGUGCAUCUGUACGAAAGAUCGCUGCUAAAAGCUCUGGACGAGAAUCGAGACCCUCGAAACGGUCGUGAAAUGGUGGCGACUCUUUACGGCGUUCACUAUCGAAGCGCCAUGGGAUACAUGGUCUACAUGGACGAAAACGGAGACGCUGAAGGCAAUUACACUCUGAUUGCUCUGGACAAUCGACCGACAAAGGGACACGGUUUAUACCCUAUAGCUUACUUUGUGGGAAAAGAGAACGGCACGAAUCUGCCAAAACUUCGAUUGACAAGGGAUAUUUCGUGGAUCGGUGACGGGCCGCCCAUCGCCGAGCCUCAUUGCGGUUACCACGGUGAAAAAUGCACUUCUCACACGGGAGAAAUCAUGGGCGGUAUAGCCGGUGGAUUUCUGUUGAUUAUCAUGGCGGUGCUACUGGUGCUAUACAGAAACUGGAAGUACGAGCAGGAACUGGAUUCCCUACUCUGGAAGGUGAACUACAAAGACAUUCAGAUCAAAGAGAAGAAAGACGAGUCGUCGGGAGCCAAUGAGGCGCCUACCAAAUGCAAUUCCAAGACAACGACGCAGCCUAUUGUGAGAACCAGCCAAGUUUCUCUCAGCUCGAACCCAGAUGCUGAUUUUCGUUACUCGAUGAUUUACACGCAAAUUGGUGUUUAUAAGGGGCGGAUAUUCGCCGUAAAGAAAGUUCGGAAGAAAUCGAUCGAAAUUACACGGGAGAUGAAGAAAGAGCUGAAAGUGAUGCGAGACUUGCGACACGAUAAUUUGAACGCUUUCAUCGGAGCCUGUACCGAUCCACCGAACAUAUGCAUCGUCGUGGAGUAUUGUGCUCGUGGCAGUCUCAAGGAUAUCUUGGAGAACGAGGACAUGAAGCUGGAUAAUAUGUUCAUGGCGUCCUUAGUCGGAGAUAUAAUCAGGGGGAUGAUCUAUCUGCACGAGUCCGUCAUAAAAUUUCACGGUUCGCUGAGUACGUCGAACUGCUUGGUGGAUUCUCGAUGGGUUGUAAAGCUGGCGGACUUUGGAUUGCACGAAUUCAAGAAGGACGCCGAGUGUGAGCCGUGUGACGUCAUGAAGAAGUAUCACGGUUUGCUAUAUCGAGCACCCGAAUUAUUACGAUCGACGAAAAGCCAAGAGCCAGUCGUGCGAGAUUAUCAAAGAGGAGACGUUUAUUCUUUCGCUAUAGUGUUGUACGAACUUCAAGGGAGACACGGUCCUUUUGGAAUCACGGAAUUAACCCCUUCGGAGAUAUUGAAGAAAGUAAUCGCGAGAGAACCGGAUACAGAACCGUUCAGACCACCGUUGAACCAGUUGGAGAACUGUUUCCAUUUCGUGCGCGCUUGUCUGAUGGAGUGCUGGGCCGAGGAUCCUGAGACUCGACCAGACUUCAAGAUCGUUAGAAACAAACUGAGACCUUUGAGAAAGGGCAUGAAGCCAAACAUAUUUGACAACAUGAUGGCCAUGAUGGAGAAAUACGCGAAUAAUCUGGAAGCGCUGGUCGACGAACGAACGGACCAAUUAACGGAGGAGAAGAAAAAGACAGACGCGUUGCUGUACGAAAUGCUACCGCGUUACGUGGCAGAGCAAUUGAAACGGGGACACAAAGUUGAAGCUGAAAGCUUCGAUAGCGUUACAAUUUACUUCAGCGACAUUGUCGGCUUCACCGCCAUGUCUGCCGAAAGCACACCAUUGCAGGUAGUAGAUUUUCUGAACGAUUUGUACACCUGUUUCGAUUCGACGAUAGAAAAUUACGACGUCUAUAAAGUGGAAACUAUCGGUGAUGCUUACAUGGUGGUAAGCGGUUUACCAAUUCGAAACGGUAUUCAGCACGCAGGAGAAAUAGCUAGUAUGUCCUUGUGCCUCCUAGAAGCCGUAAAACAAUUUACAAUUCGACACAGGCCGCUGGAUAAGCUGCAACUACGAAUUGGCAUACAUUCCGGUCCCGUGUGCGCCGGUGUGGUCGGCCUAAAAAUGCCACGUUAUUGUCUAUUUGGUGAUACCGUGAACACUGCUAGCCGCAUGGAAUCCACUGGAUCUGCUUUAAAAAUCCACUGCAGCAGAGAAACGAAGGAACUUCUGGACCAAGUUGGAGGUUUCAAAAUAGUAGAAAGAGGGUUGGUCUCCAUGAAGGGCAAGGGCGAGCGUUUAACCUACUGGCUGAUCGGCGAAGACCCGAUCCUGCGAGAAGAACGAAGCAGGGAACGGGAGAAUCGAAGAAACGGUUACGCCAGAAACAAUUCCAACCCUCUGAUACCACGAAGCUCUCUUAAAAACAAAUCUCUCGUAAGAUCAACCUUCAUGAGGUGCUCGAGCGAAUCACCAAAACGAUUACGCUUUGCCAGCUCGGAUCAACUGAACCAGAAGUGUUCUGGAGCGAACAGUCAGCUAGAGUCUAUCGUCGACAACAGUCCGUGCAAGCCGAAAAGAUCUUGCUCGACGAGGCAUUCGUGCGUGGAUAACUGGAGAUCCUCCAGCAACUCGUGUCCGUGCGUGGAGAAAUUGUGCGAACAAGAAACGCAAAUCGACGUGAAAGAUCUAACGCGGCAUCGAUCUGACGCGAACAAUUCGCCGCUACGAUCGAACUGGACGAUCGGUAACGAGCCUUAUUUCCCGCGUGCAGGGGUCAAGAACUUUCGGCUUGGGCCGGUCGGGAUCGCGCAGACAACCUGCAGAUCCGCGCCCAGCAGCCCGAGGCACAGUACUCUGAUCUUAAAUUGUCAGAAACGAGCGGCGCAGUCGAACGAGGAGAUAGACGGAUGGGACGCUACCACGCCACUGAUUUAUUAUCCGGGAGGACGAUUGGAUUAAGGAGCUGCCUGCCUGGCCACGAGUGCAGCUCCUAUCUCGAGUCGGUUUGGAGCGCGCGAUGUCAACGCAACAUCGAGGUGAUUUAGUCGUCGAGGAUCGAAUCAGUGCUCGAUUAUAUGUAUAUCGAAGUUUUGAUUGUUCGUGUUGAGAGACGGGAGCGAUGAAAGAUCGAAGAGUUAAGGUGAAGAGUUCAAGUGAGAGUAAAGUUUGAUUGGUGCGAUUAAUUUAAUGGGGAACCAUGGUUGUUUUCGAUGAAUGAAAGUCGUCGUGCGAAGCUCGAAUGGCUGAACAGCGCGAUGCUUCGAUAAUUGCGGAAACUCGAAGGAUAAGGAGGUGGCUGUCAGAAGUUCAGGCUGAAAGCGCGAAGAGUAUCGAUUGGCAGCAGCAUGCUCUCAAUAUAGCGUUCGAGUAUCGACGAUCUUCUCCCUGAAGUUACUCUGCCAUGUUGCUUAGGUGAGCGGGAGGGAGGCGGUGCUGACCGGUGGCGGC
Bombus impatiens (common eastern bumble bee) is the source of this 4615-nucleotide messenger RNA. RefSeq names its product guanylate cyclase 32E. The transcript is spliced from 26 exons. The coding region runs from base 269 to 4126 and encodes 1285 amino acids. The record is from RefSeq and is a predicted model, not a curated record. Gene Ontology annotation, biological process: intracellular signal transduction; protein phosphorylation; cGMP biosynthetic process. Gene Ontology annotation, molecular function: ATP binding; guanylate cyclase activity; protein kinase activity. NCBI's taxonomy places the organism in Eukaryota, Metazoa, Arthropoda, Insecta, Hymenoptera, Apidae.